Ectocarpus sp. CCAP 1310/34 is the source of this 785-nucleotide messenger RNA. The record is from the annotation of a GenBank genome assembly. NCBI's taxonomy places the organism in Eukaryota, Phaeophyceae, Ectocarpales, Ectocarpaceae.
AUGUGCGUCGGGAGACUCAGGUGAGGAAUAUCACCCCCGUAGGCAGCUCAUGAUCGCGGGGGAUCAAGUAUGGCGCAAGUUUCUGAAGUGGCCGGAGUACCUGGGGCUUCAGGCGGAGCUGCUGAGGGAAGACAGCAGCUUCACGGACCCUGGGCGGACGGUGUUCCUCUCGACGCAGUGUGGGUGUUUAGGUGGGUGGGCGAGGGGGGAGCUGCUCCGUUCUUUUUUCACUUCGAUAGCAGCGUCAAUAUUGUUGUAGCGUAAUGGAUUCUUUAGCUGUGUCACCGUCCCAGGGGGGCGGCCUCUUUGCUGACCUGUUGUCCUCCUUUCUGUCCGUUUCAACCGUUCGCUUCUGGUGUCUUACUGUGGAACCGAAGGUAUCGCAGUGUGCCUGCCAGAUCCACACGCAGCAGGGACUGCACCUAAAGGCAUUCGAGAUGUUGAUGCCUGCAAUACAUGCCAACUGUAAGUGCACGUACAAGUGGUGCGACGGGAGUGGUUGUGGAAAGUGGAUGGCCAUGUGUACAGAUCUGCACAGCUUUUCUGAGGCUUUGGCUUGCGAGAAGAUAGACUUUCUUGCGGAGGACCGAGGGGGUAGGUUUGAGCACUGGGGGAGGAAGCCCGCAUGCGUUGCGAUGGAAUGCCCCAAAUGCGGCUUUGGCAACCCAGGCGGCAUUCCCAUGAACUGCGAUGCCCUGGGGUCUAUGGCGGACAGAGUUGUCGGGUAGCUUCGAUUCGAGGAUCAAGUCAUGGAGGAUGGGAAGGUGCACAAGAAGCAGCAGCUA